AUGAUCCUUCCAGGAAACAAGCCCAUUAUCCUCUAUAUCAAUUGGGUUCAAGAUGAAAAUCCAUUUCAUUCCAAAGAAAAGACCGGGAAUUGGGAAGGACUAGAUUUUUUCCCAAUCUCCUUGAAAGGAAAAGAAGGGUUGGAGAAUUGGAUGAUUAAUGGAGAAAAUGUUAAAUUUGUCUUAAAGGUUAGCCUUGAUCCAACAAGAUAUGAUUACUAUACCAUUGGUAAAUAUUUACCAAAGACUGACAGGUACAUACUUGAUAAUACUGCUCUGGAUGGCUCGAAGGGAUUAAGAUAUGACUAUGGAAAUUUUUAUGCUUCCAAGAGUUUAUUUGACCCUGGCAAGAAAAGAAGGAUUAUUUGGGGUUUCUCCAACGAAUCAGACACUAGAAUGGACAUUGUUGAAAAAGGAUGGAAUGGAACUCUGCCUAUUCCCCGUAGAAUUUGGCUGGAUCCUAAUGGAAAGCAAUUGCUGGUGUGGCCUAUUGAAGAAGUGGAAAGUCAUAGAGGGCAUGAGGUCCAGUUGAGGAAUAAAAAGAUAAAAAAGGGGGAAGUUCUUGAGAUCGAAGGAAUAACAGCUGCACAGGCUGACGUUGAAGUAGUUUUCUUUUUCCCAAGUUUGAGCAAAGCUGAGCGUUUUGAUCCUAGUUGGGAUCACAUUGAUGCUCAGGAGCUCUGUAGUCGAAAGGGUUCAGCUGUCCAAGGAGGACUUGGGCCAUUUGGUCUUCUAACACUAGCUUCCGAGAAGCUAGAAGAACAUACUCCAGUCUUCUUUAGGAUAUUUGAGGACAAGAACAAGCACAGUAUUCUGCUCUGCUCUGAUGCUUCAAGCUCCUCCCUAAAGAAAGGGAUAUACAAACCCUCAUUUGCAGGUUUUGUAGAUGUAGAUUUGUCAAAGAAAAUGCUUUCUCUCAGGAGCCUGAUUGAUCAUUCUAUUGUGGAAAGUUUUGGUGCAGGAGGCAAAGUGUGUAUCACAUCUAGGGUAUAUCCUACUUUGGCAGUUUUCAACAAUGCCCAUUUGUAUGCAUUCAAUAAUGGUAGCCAGACCGUCACAAUCAAGAAAUUGGAAGCUUGGAGCAUGAAUAAACCUAAAGAAAUGAACUAAUUAGCUAUGAUGGGGCUUAUUUUUUCAAUAUCAGAUGCAUUAGGGUACCUAAGGUACUAAUGUGAUAAUAUACUUUAGCAAGUCAACUGUCAGUGUUUUUCGAUGGACACUAAAGUUUAUAUCGUCAGGAUCAAUUGUCUGUACAAUAAUUAAUUA
Coffea arabica (coffee) is the source of this 1263-nucleotide messenger RNA. The record is from RefSeq and is a predicted model, not a curated record. Lineage: Eukaryota; Viridiplantae; Streptophyta; Magnoliopsida; Gentianales; Rubiaceae.